Messenger RNA from Panicum virgatum (switchgrass), 2238 nucleotides. RefSeq lists its product as uncharacterized. Gene Ontology annotation, molecular function: protein binding. The coding region runs from base 353 to 2131 and encodes 592 amino acids. The transcript has 4 exons. The record is from RefSeq and is a predicted model, not a curated record. Lineage: Eukaryota; Viridiplantae; Streptophyta; Magnoliopsida; Poales; Poaceae.
UUCGGUCUUCCCUCCCUGCCGCAGGCCCGCGGCACACCAGCAGCUCGGCCCCCUUGGCCUCUGCCUCUCGCCGGUCCCGGUCGCCGCCCCUGUCCUCCGCCUCGCUGUCAGGCCUCCUCCUCUGCCGCCGCCGCCGCCGCGCCACGCGCUCGUUCCCGCCGCUGUACAGGUGCAACAAAGAGUCCAUGAGCGCGCUCACGCACACGGGAAUCCCAAAUCCGGAAGCUGCGACCAGCGACUGCGAGCAGCAACGCGGCCUGCAGAGCGCGGGGACUGCACACGUGCUGUUCAAGAGCUCUGCAAUAGUUCAGUGCAGUCUGCAUCACAGAUAGACGUCGCCACGUCGGUGGUGAUGGCAUCGAGCAGCGCCGGCCAACCGGGGCAGCAGCGCCGCCACCGCCCUCCUCCGACCUACGAGGCUUCCGCCUCAACGGCUAAUGGCGCGCAAGCCGACACCUUCGCCUCCUACCUCGUGCAGAGGAGGGCUAAUCCGCAGCACAUACCACCCGUCGUCGUGCGUCUCAAGCCGCUGAAGCCCGCGUGGUGUGCGCAUUGCAACCGCAAGCGGCUGGAGGAGGAAAAAGACCUCAGCUCGAUAGCAUCGCCUCCGCCUACGCCCAACCCCAACACCGGUGGGGAGCACACCGUGUCUUGGUCCGACGCUGACGCGGCGCCCCGCGAGCAUGCCUUAGAAGGGCGCUCUUGCUGCGGGUGCGCGGUGGAGAUCUACGGGAAAACCCGUCGGCAUCUCCGGGACGGGUUGCCGCCGGCGGCGGGGAGCGGCGGCAACACGCCGCUGCAUCAGGCCGCCAGGUCCGGGAACCUGAGGAUGCUGUUCCAUCUCGUCACGUUGCUGGGACUGGACGCCGGCCAUGGCAGGGUAGCGGAGGCGCUGAGGAGGACCAACGAGCGCCAGGAGACGGCCUUGCACAUGGCAGUCGGUGUCGGCGACAAGGACAUGGUCAGGCUGUUGCUGUGGGUGGAUCCACGGCUGGGCCAUGACACCUCGCUGAUUUACAUGGCCGUCUCCCAAGGAGACGAGAACAUCGCGCAGAAAUUGCAUGAAGCUGGUGGUCAGGAUGCCGACCUGAUGUCCUCCUACGCCGGACCCAGCGGCCAAAAUGCCUUGCAUGCUGCAGUGCUGCACGGAGAAGAUAUGACUCGAAUGGUCCUCGCCUGGAAGGAGGACCUAAGCACAAGCAAGGACCAAAGCGGCAGCACCCCUCUUCACUUUGCCGUAUCCGUCGAGCAAAGGACGUACAUUCCCAGAUGGUGCUUUCGCUAUGCCUGGUCGCGAAACGCCCCAGGCCCCAGCAUCGUUUCAGAAGAGGAUAGCGAACGUCCCAGCAUGGCCCUUGCUUGCUGCCCAGCCAUCCAUGGCCUACCAGCCGGACAACGAAGGCUUGCUCCCCGUGCACGUCGCCGCGAUCACGAACCAGGCGGUCGCCGUCCACAUCCUGCUCAUGGAGUGCCCCGGUUGCGUGGGCUUGCGCGACGGCCGGGGGCGGACGUUCCUCCACGCCGCCGUCCAGCACGAGGGGUCGAGCGUGGUGAGGUACGCUUGCCGGAGGCCGGAGUGCGCAUCCAUCAUGAACGUCCAGGGGGCUGGAGGCCGGGCGACGACGCCGGCGGCGGCGGCGCGCCGGGGCUCGCCGGCCGGUGGUGGUUCCUCGACGCGUUCGUGGUCGCCAGCGCGCUGGCCUUCAUCCUGUCCUCGUCGGCCACCGUCGGCCUCAUGUACUCCGGCAUCGCGAUGGUGGAGCUGCCCAUCCGCCGGAAGCACUUCCUGGUCUCGCUCUUCUUCGUCUCCAGCUCCGUGACGUGCCUGACGAUCGCGUUCGCGCUGGGCGUGUACAUGGUGCUGGCCCCUGUCGCCCGCGGCACGGCCAUCGCCAUCUGCGUCGUCAGCCCCCUGCUGGUUAUCUACAGGAACGCGGAGAGCCUGCAGAAGCUUUUCGCGGUGUCGGGGCCUCUGUACGCGAGGAUGGGGUUCUGGGUGUGGCUGCGGUGGUCAGGAGGGGCCAUCUUGCUGCGGUUGCUGAAGAAGUUUUGGCCCUUCGUUGUCAUCUUCGGCUUGGCAGGUCAUUUGAGGAACCACCACCACCAGCAGCAGCAGCAGCUAAGCGGCUGACUCGGAAAGAGACCGGUCGUCCAUGUAAAUUGUUUUUUUCAUGCGUAAUUCAGUUAUCAUUAACAUUGUAAAAUUCAUAAUAAAGGCAUACACCGAGCUUAUGCGAA